AUGUGGAGACUACAAAUCGUUCUGGUACCGCCAAGUGCCCGGGAUGCCAUUCUGCUUCUCGACGCAAAUACAACUAUUAACGAUACUUCUCAACAGGCAUUUCCCAUGCUUCAGCAUAUAGAGGACCAUAUUACGAACAGCAACAACAAAAGCAUCAGCAACAACGAUAACGAUAGCUCUUCCGUGACUAGCUCAUCUUCCCGUAGGAUGGUUCAAUCAAAUGAUGGUAGGGAUAUUUUAAACCUUCUCCCGAACUGCAAGAAAUUUCUACAUUUCACGAACGAUAGUAAUACCCUCUUACAACUUUCCAGUGAAAUCCUAACUAAAGUUGAUAAACUCUAUCCCGAUUUUAAUCAAGCCAUUGAAAUCGUAUCUCUACAAGAUAGGCAUGGUUGCGAUCUGGACUCCCAAUUCAUGAUAAAAGAUGUAUUCGAAACUGAUGGAAUCGUUUUGGUGAUCUUAAAGGAUGAGUUGGACUGCAAUGAAAGCCAACAAGUUUCAGUUUUCCAGAUAGGAAGACAGCGAAAAAGAAUCAACAAUAAUUCACCGGCAAGAAGACUCUCAGUAACUGAGAGAAAAAAGAAAAUUCCCAACGAAGACUUAUCCUCUACACCAAAUAAAGACUCUAUGCACCCAGUAGCUAAGAACUCACUCAGGAAAAACUUCAUCAAUAAAUCAAGGGUCUCAACUCCUUUGAUGAACGAAAUUUUACCGGUUGCAAACAGUCACGAAAUACUGAAUAAAGAAAAGGCUUUUGUACGAGCAUCUCCGGUAAUACUUGUCUCAAACGCACAUACAGAUCUACCAAGGAAUUACAGCACUGACGGAGAAACUAAAGUGCAUGAAGGUGAUAACAAUAAAGAAAAUAUACCCUCAUAUAAUGAAAAGCAGGAAAAUAGGAACACGAAAUCGCUCGAGGCAGAAACCCCAGACGAGCAGUACAAUUCAUCAGACGAUCAUGAUUUUGAGCCGACACUUGAUAGUUCACAACAGGUUUCAUAUGACUCGAUCGAUACCGAUUUCCAAUUGAGCAAUACCUCUUCUACAAAUUCUGAUAUGCAUAUGCAACAUUUCAAAUCACCUAGCAUGGUCCGUAGCCCCAGAAAGAGUUCUUUGGAGAUUAAAGUUCAAAAUAAAAGAAGUGAGAAUUUGUCUCCGAACGAUAAAGAUGUGAGUGAGAAUUAUAGAAGAAUAGAGAAUUUUUCAGACGAAGAAGAUUUGAAUGACAUGGACAACAGUCAUGCAGAUUCGUUUGUGAAUAAUUCCAAGAAGGCUUCAAUGAAUUUUCGCGAUGUUGGUUCUGACUUGGAGAACGUUUCUUUUACCAGUGAUAUUAAUGACGCAGUUCAAAGUACUCAAACCACUAAGAAUGCAGUUUCUCCUUCUUCGUCAUCUAAAAAUAAUAACCGGCAAAACCCAAAGGAAGCGAAAGAAGAGCUGUUUAAUUUGAUUGAAAAUGAGUUCCCUGAUAAAUCCUCAGUUACCAUCUCAGCCAAACCGCGUGAGAAAAGUAUAAAAAUACAAGAAACGAUUCGGAUACUAAAUAGAUUCAAACCAAUUGAGGACGCUAAGACUCAAAAAAAAAAGAGUAUAACGGAGUCAUCCUUCAGGAAAUUUCCCUCGACGAUAGGAGAUAAAGCGCAAUCCAAUAUUCCAGAAGAUGUACACAAAUCUACCAAAGACAACAAUAAAAGUAUAAAAGUUGGUAGAGUAAAAGUGAAACGAAUGAUUGUUGAUGCCGAAGCAAAAGUCAGAGAAUUCAAAAAAAAAAGAAAUAUGGGGAACAAGUCUUUAAAGGAUAUCUUUGCUAAUGCGGGAAGAACAUCAAAGGCAAACUCAAGCAUAAAGGUUGUUAAACUGACGAGGGAUCCUGUUGAUAAUUCAAAGGGGAAAACAGAGACGGUUCUCAAUAGUGGACUACAGGUACAAAAUUCGGAUAUGGCGUCAAGUCUUGGACCAUCUAAGGAAUCGACUCCUGAAGAGGUGAUAAAUCGUCAAACAACACCAUUCAGUAUUCCAAAAACAUCUUCCUCCAAUAUUGCACCACACUUCAAAACAAUUAAGGUUACAAGGUCGAAUAGUUCUUCUUCUUCAUCCUCUUCCAUUUCUUCUGCAUCUUCUUCAGAUGGCUCUUCAGCAGAUGAAUCCCAUAAUCGUUCUAGUGCAAGAAAUAUCCAAGUUAGAAAACUUAGCUUAAAAACGUUUCACGAGCCAAUUCGAGAUUCUUCUGACCAACGUAUGUCAGAUGUAGAAGGGGACUAUGCAAAAAAGUAUCAGACACCUAAAUAUAUUGAGAGCGAUAAAGAUGAUGAGUAA
Messenger RNA from Saccharomyces eubayanus, 2316 nucleotides. RefSeq names its product Tof2p (gene TOF2). The record is from RefSeq and is a predicted model, not a curated record. Lineage: Eukaryota; Fungi; Ascomycota; Saccharomycetes; Saccharomycetales; Saccharomycetaceae. Bases 1 to 2316 code for a protein of 771 amino acids. Gene Ontology annotation, molecular function: rDNA binding; phosphatase activator activity. Gene Ontology annotation, biological process: rDNA heterochromatin formation; negative regulation of septation initiation signaling. Gene Ontology annotation, cellular component: nucleolus. The transcript has a single exon.